Messenger RNA from Trichomycterus rosablanca, 2416 nucleotides. It is a transcript of the gene nkiras1, whose product is annotated as NFKB inhibitor interacting Ras-like 1. The record is from RefSeq and is a predicted model, not a curated record. Gene Ontology annotation, molecular function: GTP binding; GTPase activating protein binding; GTPase activity. The coding region runs from base 145 to 723 and encodes 192 amino acids. Lineage: Eukaryota; Metazoa; Chordata; Actinopteri; Siluriformes; Trichomycteridae. Gene Ontology annotation, biological process: Ral protein signal transduction; canonical NF-kappaB signal transduction. The transcript is spliced from 4 exons.
CAUUAUGUAACAUGGAAGCGUAAUUAAACUAGAUUUAUUCUUUUCUGUAAACAAUAAUUUCUCAAAUACGAGAAACUAAAACCUGGAGGCGAUGAAACUUAAUAACUGAAAGAGAAGAAAUAGGGCAUUUUCAAGGACGUGACCAUGGGUAAGGGCUGUAAGGUGGUGGUUUGUGGCCUGGCCUCCGUUGGUAAAACAGCUAUUCUUGAACAGUUACUGUAUGGCAACCACACAGUAGGUGCAGAAUCAAAUGAAACCCAGGAAGAUAUCUACGUCGCCUCGGUUGAGACGGACCGUGGUGUUAGGGAACAGUUACGGUUAUACGACACCAAAGGGCUCAACGAUGGCCAGGAACUUCCAAAACACUACUACUCUGUAGCAGACGGCUUUGUUCUCAUCUACAGCACCGACAGUCUGGAGUCCUUCAAGAAACUGGAUGUCCUGAAGAAAGAAAUCGACAAAUCCAGAGAUAAAAAAGAGGUGAUGGUGAUCGUACUGGGUAACAAGACAGACCUGCGCGAGCGGCGUCAGGUGGAGCAGGAUGUGGCUCUGCAGUGGGCCCGAGCUGAAAAGGUGAAGCUCUGGGAGGUCAGUGUGACCGACAGGAGCUCGCUCAUCGAACCCUUCACUACACUCACCAGCCGUCUCACUCAGCCUCAAAGCAAAUCCGCCUUCCCCCUGCCCGGCCGCAAGAGCAAGGGAACUCCCGCCAACGACAUCUGAUCCUGGCGUUAAAAAAAGCAGAGAGCACUUAGCAGGUCAUUGAGAAGCAGUAAGCACUAGAUUUAUGGUAGAUCUUAAUAACAAGCAGCUAAUAAUUUAAACUUGAAUAAAAAUGUAGAACUGUGGCAGACGAUAGAGGGAUAGUGUUAAGCUCAUUUCAUGAUGUUUAGAAAUAAAGACCCAGACUGUAUUUAAAUGGAUGCGUUUGGGAUCAGUCAAAAUGCAUAUUGGGUUGACAGACAGGGUGCUUUAGCUUCAGCUAUUCUGAUAAGGUUUGAUAUUGGUCAUUUUAUAAAUAGCUCUUCCAACAGCAUUGAAAUACAACUGUAGGGCUUACAGCAUUUCAGCUUCAGCACUUGAAGCACAGGUGCUGUAUUACUGUAUUACUUCCGUUUUGUAGCAAUAGGCUUUAAAGUAUUUUGUUUUAAUAGAUUCUAUUUGGGUGUGGAAAAGUUAGGGUACGUGUCCACUUGCGAAUUUGCCUUCCUAAAUUCUGUUUGUUUCCACAGGGUGCAUGAUAAGUGGGUCGGCACACAGGUGAGAAAAUUGCGAACAAAAAGUGAUGAGAAAAGGUAUAGAUAAACUUUUUCUUCAUAAACUAUAUCUGUGAAUAGAUAAAGCACGGUUACGGGGCACAACGGGCACUUUUCCAAAUGGAUACCAGACAGAUAUCAUACAAGUGGACACACAGCAUAGAGCUUAAAACUGUAGACAAGUAGCUAUUUUUAUAGUAGUAAGAUUUAAAUCCAAACUAUUGUUUAUUUAAUAUAGUUCUAGUGCAAAUAUCUACUUUGUUUACACAAUGGUUUUUUUAAUUAUUUUAAUUAAGAGCCACAUAUGAGCAUAAAAAUCUGUAAAUGUUAAAUAAAUGUAGUUCUUGAUCUUAUUGCUUUAUUUUCUUUUGAAAGUCACAUAGCAAUAAUGUUAAAUAUAAAUGUGCUUUACAUAAUGGAUUGGUUCAUGAUCCUUGAUGUAAUGUUCUUGGAACCACAAAUCAUCCAGACAUGCAUUUAGAGCAAUGGUAAUGAACGUAGAAGACAACUGCAGGAACAAGAAGCAAUAAACUGCACACCAAAUCAUCCCAGUCUUUACUCAAAACAACAAACCUCAUCCAGCUAGUCAUGUUUGGAGACAGCAAGGUCGUGUGUAUGAACCCAAGCCAACAUACCAACAAUAAGUUCUGAAAUUAUGGUAGGAGCAUCAUAAUAUGGCGCUGCUUCUUUAAACAGAACUGUGGCAUUACAUAGCAUAUUACCAAGCAUACAACCAAGACUGGUGUUUAAAGAAGAAGGUGCUUGCAUGCCCUAGCCAAUCUCCUUACUUAAAUCUUAUUAAAAGGGUUUUGCUGAAAUGUGAAAUGCUUUACAAGGUACUUAUGGUAUUUAGUGUCAAUACUGUAUUUUCUCCAUAACAUUUAUGCUCAUGAAUGCAGUUUGUUCAUACUUGUAAGUACAAAAACAGAGUAGAUAAUUGCGGUAGAAGUAAAAUGUAGUUAAAUAUUUGUUUUCCCCCCGACAUACUGUAUUAUUAACUGUUGCAUGUUUUCAUUGGGAGUGUUUUUAAUAAAACGAAACCCAUUGAUUUAACAUUUCUGUAACAUUAAUAACUACCACUGAUUUACAUUUCAAUACAUUUUUCUGUACUAUAGAAAGAAAGACAAUCUGUUUAUAAAUAAAGUCUAUUGAUUGUUGGG